GCUCCAGCACGGCGCGGUGCUUCCCUCUUUGGCAGAGGUUGGAUUGGAUGAUGCUCAGAGGUCCCUUCCAGGCCUGACGACCCUGUGAUCCUGCGGUGUGUGCGGCCGUGCUCCCGCAUGCCUGCGGCCCAAGAAAAAAAUGGGGGGAAAGCUGCUGGGACUGUCUGUGGACAAGAUGGCUGCCAGCCCUGCCAACAAGAUGGCUGCCCCAAGGACAGGGCUCCAGGGGAACAAGGGAGCUGUGGGAUCAGACCUCUCCUGCCUCACAGCAGAUGGAGCUUACGUGAAACAAACAGGCGGAGAAGCUGUGGAACCACUGCACAAAGCGAGACUGGGGCACUGGAGGAGCACAUGAGGAGAAAGCCACAAGGGCUACCUGCAAUUCCCAGCAUGAUGAGUUUGUUCCUGAAUGGAUCCUCAGAAACUGAAUCCAUCAGCUGCAGGCCCGCUUCUGGUGAGUUCACAGUUUCAUCAUUGCUCCUGGAAGUCUGUCACCUCCUCCUCCAUAACCAUUGUUCCCACCUCCGUUGAUCUAACAUCCUUUCAGAAGCACCAAGUGGAGGAGGACUGCAAGCUCCAAACUCAGGGCAGUACUCAGAACAUCACAGUGCAGGCAGCAGUGUAAGACUGGAAACAUCUGGGCUGAAUGGACUUUAGCAUCAAAAGAAGUUCUCAACUGUUAACUCAAAAAAUUAACUACAUCAAAAUGAAGCAGGUACCAGAGAUCCUUGGAAAUACCAAUGGGAAACCUCAGAAUUGUGAAGUGAAUCGUGAAUGUUCUGUCUACUUGGGCAAAGCACAACUUUCUGCCACUCUACAGGAAGGUGUCAUGCAAAAAUAUAAUGGCCAUGAGACUCUUCCAUUUAUUCCAGCAGAUAAAUUGAAAGAUCUGACCUCUCGGGUGUUUAAUGGCGAGUCCGGGGCCCAAGAUGCCAAGCUGCGCUUUGAACCUCAGGAAAUAAAGGGAGUUGGAACACCCCCCAGCACUACUCCUAUCAAGAAUGGCUCUCCAGAAAUAAAGCUGAAAAUCACUAAAACCUACAUGAAUGGGAAGCCUCUUUUCGAAUCCUCCAUUUGUGGAGACAAUGGUGCAGAUGUGUCUCAGUCGGAGGAAAAUGAACAAAAGCCAGCAAACAAAGAGAGGAGAAGCAGAAAAAGAAGCAUAAAAUAUGACUCCUUACUUGAGCAGGGUCUUGUUGAAACAGCGUUAGUAUCAAAGACUUCAAGCACCACUGAAAAGAAGGCUCCUGCUAAGAGAGAUGCAACUCAAAGUACCAUCAAAGAGGAAAAAAUCCAUCUGUUGAAGUAUAAUAUAGGAGAUCUAGUGUGGUCAAAAGUGUCUGGUUUCCCCUGGUGGCCAUGUAUGGUUUCUGCUGAUCCUGUUCUCCAUGCCUACACUAAGCUAAAAGGACAGAAAAAGAGUUUUCGUCAAUAUCAUGUUCAGUUUUUUGGAGAUGCCCCAGAGAGAGCCUGGAUAUUUGAGAAGAGCCUGGUGCCUUUCAAAGAAAAAGAUCAGUUUGAACAAUUAUGCCAAGAGAGCGCAAGACAAGCCCUCACUAAAGCAGAGAAAAUAAAGAUGCUAAAGCCCGUGUCAGGGAAGCUGCGGCCGCAGUGGGAGAUGGGCGUGAAGCAAGCCAGUGAAGCCGUGGCCAUGACAGUGGAGGAACGCAAGGCCAAAUACACCUUCAUCUAUAUCAGGGACAGACCUCAUCUUAAUCCUCGAGUGGCAAAGGAGGUUGGCAUUGCUGUGGAACCCUUGGAGGAGAUGGAUGAGUCAUCCUACUCAAAUGAAGAAACCACUCCAAAUCUGAAAUCGAUGAAGGAGUCUGACAUUCCUAGCAAGAGGAGGAGAAGGACAUCAAAACUGUCUGCCACUGAUGAUAUGCAAGAGAGCAGUCAGUUGGAGGAUAAGAAUACCACUCCUCAAAAGUCAUCUGAACAGGCAGAAUCCAAAAGAGGGAUAGGCUCCCCUCUCAAUAGAAAGAAAACUCCAGCAUCUACUCCACGAAGCAGAAAGGGCGAUGCAGUAUCUCAGUUUUUGGUCUUUUGUCAGAAGUACAGAGAUGAGGUGGUUGCUGAACAUCCAGAUGCUUCAAGUGAGGAGAUUGAAGAACUGCUCGAAUCGCAGUGGAACAUGCUUAGUGAAAAACAGAAAGCUCGCUAUAACACAAAGUUUGCCAUAGUGACCUCUCCCAAAUCUGAAGAAGACUCUGGUAAUUUACAUGGAAAUAAAAGAAACCAAAAAAAGAGGACAAAGGAGCCUACAGAAGAUUUUGAAGUUCAGGAAGCACCUAGGAAAAGACUCAGGAUGGAUAAACAGAAUAAUCGGAAGAGGGAGACAAGCAAUGACAAAACAGCAAAAACAAACUCUUCUAAGGUCACAGAAACCUCCUCUUCACAAAAGAACCAGUCAGCAACGAAAAAUCUGUCUGAUGCAUGUAAACCUCUGAAGAAGCGAAAUCGGGCUUCAGCAGCAGAAUCUUCAACUCUUGCUUUUAGCAAGAGUUCAUCUCCUUCAGCUUCCUUAACUGAGAAUGAGAUCUCUGAUGGCCAAGGAGAUGAGCGCUCAGAGUCCCCCUAUGAAAGUGCUGAUGAGACUCAGACUGAAGUGUCUAUAUCAUCCAAAAAAUCUGAGCGAGGAGCGGGAACAAAAAAAGAAUAUGUGUGUCAGCUGUGUGAAAAAACAGGUGAUCUCCUGCUGUGUGAAGGACUUUGCUAUCGAGCUUUUCAUGUAAGCUGCCUUGGGCUCUCUGGAAGACCAGCAGGAAAAUUCAUUUGUAGUGAAUGUACAUCAGGUGUGCACACCUGUUUCGUGUGUAAGGAGAGAAAGGCAGAUGUGAAACGCUGUGUGGUGUCUCACUGUGGAAAAUUCUACCACGAAGCUUGUGUGAAAAAAUUUCAUCUCACUGUGUUUGAGAACAGGGGGUUUCGAUGUCCUCUCCACAGCUGCCUCAGUUGUCAUGUUAGUAACCCCUCACAUCCACGAAUUUCAAAAGGGAAGAUGAUGCGCUGCGUGCGCUGCCCCGUUGCGUACCACGCCGGGGACGUUUGCAUUGCCGCGGGAUGCGCCGUCAUCGCCUCCAACAGCAUCGUCUGCACCAACCACUUCACUGCCAUGAAGGGGAAAAGCCACCACGCCCAUGUCAAUGUCAGCUGGUGCUUUGUGUGCUCCAAAGGUGGAAGUUUGCUGUGCUGCGAGUCCUGCCCAGCAGCCUUUCACCCUGACUGCUUAAACAUCGAAAUGCCAGAUGGGAGCUGGUACUGCAAUGACUGCAGGGCGGGCAAGAAGCUCCAUUUCCAGGAUAUUAUUUGGGUUAAACUGGGAAAUUACAGAUGGUGGCCUGCAGAAGUUUGCCAUCCGAAAAACGUUCCCCCAAAUAUCCAGAAAAUGAAGCAUGAAAUCGGAGAAUUUCCUGUGUUUUUCUUUGGUUCUAAGGAUUACUAUUGGACGCACCAAGCACGGGUGUUCCCUUACAUGGAGGGAGACAGAGGGAGUAGAUACCAAGGGAUCAAAGGAAUUGGAAAAGUCUUCAAAAAUGCUUUGCAAGAAGCUGAAACUCGAUUUCGAGAAAUAAAGCUGCAGCGAGAAGCCAAAGAAACCCAGGAGAGUGAACGUAAACCUCCACCAUACAAACAUAUUAAGGUGAAUAAACCUUGUGGUAAAGUGCAGAUAUACACUGCUGACAUAUCUGAGAUUCCCAAGUGCAACUGCAAACCCACGGAUGAAAACCCUUGUGGCUUUGAUUCCGAGUGCCUCAAUCGGAUGCUGAUGUACGAGUGCCACCCACAAGUUUGUCCGGCGGGAGAGCGGUGCCAGAACCAGUGCUUUACGAAGCGCCAGUACCCCGAGACAAAGAUCAUCAAAACUGAUGGCAAAGGCUGGGGUCUGGUUGCCAAGAGGGACAUUAAAAAGGGGGAGUUUGUGAAUGAAUAUGUGGGAGAGCUGAUUGAUGAAGAGGAAUGUAUGGCAAGAAUCAAAUAUGCACAUGAAAAUGACAUCACCCACUUCUAUAUGCUUACUAUUGAUAAGGACCGUAUUAUUGAUGCUGGCCCCAAAGGAAACUAUUCUCGGUUUAUGAAUCACAGCUGCCAACCAAAUUGUGAAACUCUAAAGUGGACAGUGAAUGGAGACACUCGUGUCGGGCUCUUUGCUGUGUGUGACAUUCCUGCAGGGACAGAGCUGACUUUUAAUUACAACCUUGACUGUCUGGGCAAUGAAAAAACAGUCUGCAAAUGUGGUGCCCCAAACUGCAGUGGAUUUCUUGGGGACAGACCAAAGAAUUCUUCCACUAAUGCCUCAGAAGAAAAAGGCAAAAAGACCAAAAAGAGAACACGGAGACGCAGAACGAAAAAUGAAGGGAAGAAAGAAUCUGAAGAUGAUUGUUUCCGUUGUGGUGAUGGAGGCCAGCUGGUGUUGUGUGACAGGAAAUCUUGUACUAAAGCUUAUCAUCUCUCCUGCCUUGGUUUGGUGAAACGUCCUUUUGGGAAAUGGGAGUGUCCUUGGCACCACUGUGAUGUUUGUGGCAAACCUUCUGUUUCUUUCUGCCACUUCUGCCCAAACUCUUUCUGCAAGGAGCACCAAGAUAGGACAGUACUAAAUUCCAUGUUGAAUGGACAGUUAUGCUGCUCUGAACAUGUUCUCGGGGUGGAUUCUGUUGAAACUCAGAAGACUGAAAAACCCCGCAAAAAACUGAACAAGUUCAAGCCCAGGAGAAGGAGGAACAGAUGGAUGAGAGCUGAAUGCAAAUAGUCAUGGACUGCAGUUUCUACUGCUAACACUAUCUUGUAGAUAAGUUGUGAAUAUGACCAGGGAAGGACACAAUUUUACGUAUAUUCUGUAAAGGUUACAAUGGGGGGGGAUUUUUUUGUUUUGUUUUAUAAAUCCACUGAGCCAACCACAGCAGUCUUCUGCUGCUUCUGCACUGAUAACGAACUGCAUAGUUCAUCAAACUUCAGGACAAACCAAACUUGUUACUCAGCAUUACAGUUACACUUGAAUUGUUACGAAUGUAAAAUGUUCCCUCCAAAAUACUUGCAGGUUGGAGGUAGGUUAAAUCAAACCAGGUAGGCGUAAACAUAGUUUUCUGAGAUAGUAUUUGUCAACCAACAGAUGUUUAAAAUAGUAUAUCCUUGAAAGAAGUUGUUAGUUCUCAAGUCCUUUUGAGUAAGAAAUGGCUUGGUCUGUGGUCCCAAUGAGAUUUGCUUGCCUUGUGUGUUUUUGAGCAAGUGCUUGAAUGCCAGCCAUGACCCAGGUGUGUCUCUCGCUACAACCACACACAACAAUUGGUUUGUGCUCUUCAAAAAUGAUUCUUAAGCAAUCAUGAUCAUAAAUAUUCUUCCACCAAGAAAUGUGGUGCGUGGUGGGAAAGGCACACCCUGUACCAGAGAGGAGGAAUCUUCCUUAGAGAUUUUUUUCUAUACUGUUUUUUCCUAUAUUUCAUCCCAACAAAACAAGAAUUUACUUCAUCUUGCAGAGCUGUACAGGUCUGGACUUAAAGGGAUAUUGUCUUGCAAUCUAGGCCCAAUACACUAGGAUUUUUGUGUUUUAAUAAAAAUAAAUCUUACAAAAGCUAUUAUUUGGAAAAAAUUACGUGAUUUUUUUUUUUUUUCCCCUCAAUGGCAGGUAAAAUGCAGAGGCAAACUUUUCUUUGGAAUGCUUGGAGUCCAAGCAUUUCAACUUUGUGAUAAUGCAAGAAAUACCCAACAAGGAACAAGACCACACCCACGAAUGAAACAGAAAGUGCAAAAACUAAACUAAAAACAAUUAAGUAAAAGUGAAAUAGAUUUUUGAAGAAGCAUGGAAGAAUUUUGAUGUGAAAUUUAGCCUUACUCUGUUCCUUUGGAUAAAGUUUGUAUAAAACUGGCUUCUUGACAGACUGAAAUUUUUUGUUAGUUUUUUAGGAGCUCUGCUCUUGACUGUCCUGUCACCACUGUGUCGUGUCAGCAAAGCUGUUUUGAAUUCCUCACUCCCAUUAGCAUUAGGUCCUCACUAACUCACAAGGAGAUGAAUAUACAAGACUUAGUAUUGAUGGAAAUAAUACUAGAACUAGGAAAAAACGGUAAAGAAAAACAUCUUUGCCAGUUUUCUCCCCAGUGCAUGUCCCUGGCAGGACCAGGCAGCAUUCCAAGCACAUUUUGAGUUGUGCCAUUGUGACCCACCCUCCGUAAGCACCACGUGCACCUCCAUGUCCACUGAGCCAUUUGUGUAUGUUCUAGCUUAGUUAAUAGUGCAGGAACUCUGUGUAGCCCUUUUGAAAAUGAAGCCUUGCUAUAUCAUGGAAGUGUAUGGUUUUUGUUUUUUUACCAAGGCAUUUCUUCAGAUUUGAUAUAGUUCUUGGAAUUACCAAAACCCCCAUUUAUUCCCAAUAUGUAAAAACUUUGGCUUUAUUAGAAGAUAUUAAUUGAAAGAGGUUAUAAAUGUUGCAUUGCCCUCUGCUGAACACUUUGGUUUCUGUUUUGUUACCAAAAUGCUUUUUUGAAUCAGUUUUUAUAAACACUGUUGGAAGGUUCUUUUUUUUUUUUUUUUUUAAAUAUUUUUUAAGAAAUAGCACAGUUCUAAAUCAGGGGAAGCGUUACAUGUUUGCAUUUUUUUAAAAUGGUAUGCCAAGCCUUGCACUUAAGUUAAAAGUCAAUAUUCUUUAAUUGAUUUUGAGGGAAACUUUUUCUCUGCCAUGGGGCUGAAGAACAGUCCCAUGCAUAAAAUCAAAACCAAGAAAUGAUAUUAUGGAUGUUUCUUUAAUAAGGGGUUUCAAGGGAAGGAAAAUGAGGUCAGGUAGUAAAGCAGAAAUAUUUUCCUCAUUGCUUUAAAACAAAAUGAAGGAAUUUGAUGUCAUUGGGACCAUUCUUUGAAUACUAUACCAUGUAAGGAAGGCUUUGUAAGAAUACCUUUAAAUAAGUUAUUAUAAAAUUUUUCCUUUACA
This is a messenger RNA of Poecile atricapillus (Black-capped chickadee), 6920 nucleotides long. RefSeq names its product nuclear receptor binding SET domain protein 2 (gene NSD2). Gene Ontology annotation, cellular component: nucleus; chromatin. The transcript is spliced from 25 exons. Lineage: Eukaryota; Metazoa; Chordata; Aves; Passeriformes; Paridae. Gene Ontology annotation, molecular function: protein binding; histone H3K36 methyltransferase activity. Gene Ontology annotation, biological process: regulation of DNA-templated transcription. The record is from RefSeq and is a predicted model, not a curated record. Bases 647 to 4750 code for a protein of 1367 amino acids.